CUGUGCUCCAGCAGGGGGUCGGGGGUGCUCAAACAUGGCUGCGUUCACCUACCUGUGUGUGUGUUUGGGGCUGUUGGCUGCGCUUCAGGUGCCGACCACUCUGGCCGACGAUGUGGAGGUAAGAGAAAUGUUCGCAUCUUCCGCAGAACAGAGUGAGAUUGUGAACAAGCACAACACCCUGAGGAGGAAUGUGAAACCGUCUGCCAGCAACAUGCUGAAAAUGAGCUGGAACAGAGAAGCAGCAGCCAACGCUCAGAGAUGGGCCAACACUUGCUCCAUGAAGCACAGUUCUAGGAGCGACAGAGAGAUCAGCACCAGCGGCUGUGGCGAAAACCUCUACAUGGCCAGCUACAAGAACAGCUGGAGCAACGCCAUCCAGUCGUGGUAUGAUGAGGUGAAGGACUGGCGCUACGGUGUGGGCUCCAUCAACGGUGGCAUUGUUGGCCACUUCACUCAGAUUGUCUGGUACAGUUCCAACCAGAUCGGCUGUGCCAUGUCCUACUGCCCCAACUCCAAAUAUAAGUACUUCUAUGUCUGCCACUACUGUCCACCAGGGAACUACGGCUACACUCAUCCCUACAAAUCUGGAAGGCCUUGUGCUGACUGUCCCGGCGCCUGCGAGAAUGGCCUGUGCACCAACCCCUGUCCCUACAAAGACCAGUACAGCAACUGCCCAGAACUGAAGCAACAGUGGGGCUGCAGCAACUCAGACGUGGCCUCCUGGUGUCCGGCGUCCUGCAAGUGCACCAACCAGAUUGUUUAAAGCACCUGACCUACAGUGACUCUAGACAGAGCGCAAUAAAGA
Messenger RNA from Synchiropus splendidus (mandarinfish), 805 nucleotides. Its product is annotated as serotriflin-like. The coding region runs from base 35 to 763 and encodes 242 amino acids. Gene Ontology annotation, cellular component: extracellular region. Lineage: Eukaryota; Metazoa; Chordata; Actinopteri; Syngnathiformes; Callionymidae. The transcript is spliced from 7 exons. The record is from RefSeq and is a predicted model, not a curated record.